Porites evermanni is the source of this 4860-nucleotide messenger RNA. NCBI's taxonomy places the organism in Eukaryota, Metazoa, Cnidaria, Anthozoa, Scleractinia, Poritidae. The record is from the annotation of a GenBank genome assembly.
AUACAGAUCAAUAUUACGGAGAGUUUAACAAAAAUUUAUUACUGGCAUAUCAUAAACAAGGAAAGAUUCCUUUACAAUGGAGAAACACCCAAGGUAACAUAUCAAAUUUACCUUAAGCGGCCUUGAAACUUUACUGGUAAAUGUACUUUGUUCUAUGGCUGGCUCGGUAGCUUUAAAUUAGAUAUAAAUACAGACAGCGAAAAAUCAUCACACACUGCUUAUAAGGAUAUCACGCGUGAUUGGAUGGUAAAUUUUUGGAGGGCUUAAUGCACAAUUUUGAAAUAUAAUCAGUCGAGAAGGUAAUUAAUAGAUACUGUAACAUGGAGUAGUCUCAAGAUGGGAACAGUCGCUAAAACCAAAGUAUGCAAGGCACCCACAGACGUAAACCUUAGAGCGAUCUUGCACAGUUUAUAAAGUACUACCACAAGAAAGUAACUUGAGUGCUCCCCUGAAUUAAGACAUGAGGGCUAUCGUGUAAAAUACUAAGUGGUACCAAAACAGUAUUAAAAGAAAACACGUUCAAUACGUUUUUUGGAUUUUCUUAAACCUAGGGCGUAAGAAAUGGUGUGAUUAUUGUUGACUAACAUUUACCUGAUUACAGCUCGUCGAAAGAGGUCCCUAUGUUUUCACAACACUUUCAGAGAAGAUUGAUGUUACCUUCGAUCUGUCCGGAAAGGUGACUUAUAAAACUUUCCAACAACAGAAAUUCAACAAAAAGAUGACAGCAAAGCUAUGCGGAACGUGUCAAGAAAACGACAAGGUAAGAAAUAAAAUGUAGUAAAAUUCUUAGGUUUAUAGUUACAAAACGCACUUUGGUGGUGAAAUUUACUGGUCUGAGGAACACAUGCACACGAGGAAUUGUUUGUAAAAAGAAACAAACACGGGGUUAACAAAUCGACAAAAAUGUUUCAUCGACUCUUAUAUACCGUGGAAAUGACGUCAACGUUUUAAACACAUUACAGUGAAACUGCUGAUUAGAUUUGACGUCAUGUGACGUCGUAAGGGAAAGAGGCAAAUGAUCUCUGAACCUUGAAGAGAUAUAUUUAUCAGCUAUCAAUAAGGAUAGAUUGAUAAAUCGGAAUGGAUGGAUGGAUAGGAAAGUACUACUGGAAAUGAAUUUAUUGAAGACCUAUGUGGUCUGAUGGAUGGAUGGAUGGAUGGAUAGAUGGAAGGACUCUUUGUGAAUGAACAGGUAAAAUGGAUGGAUGGGUGGAUUGAAAGUUGUAGAUAACUUUAUGAACAAAUGUCUUACCAUUAACAUUUUUCUUUUGUUAUUCCUUAGGUGAGCAUCGUUAACUUGGCCUACCUGGGUCUUAUCAACCAAGUUAAAACAGCGGACUCCUUUAGUCUAGUUUUUCUCUCAGUGGCAGUUGACAGCCUGUUGCGUGACAUGGAUUCGAUACUGGGACACCGAAACGCAACACUGAAACAACUGGGAAAAACCUCGAGUUUGCUGCAGCUAAACAACUCAUAUAAUCCAGAAUUUGGAUCCUGGAAAUAUAAUAAGCUCUCUGGGACUAAAAUGAGUCCAAUAAGACGAGAGUAUAGCGUUACACAAAUGGGUGGACUUUAUAAUGCCCUUGUCAAUGCGACUCUUCUAGGGCCUCCCAAAGACACGACAACCAUGGCAGACUGCCAAGAGACACCGCAUCUACAAACCUGUGGCUUGUUCAUAUGGAUGGCUAACUUUGUCCUUUCCUUUCACCCCUAUGGUACCAGUCCUAAGUUUAACCACACAGAAGCCGAGCGACUGAUAGAAGAUGCUUUUUGUUCCAAUCCAAGUUCAUGCUAUCACGUGACUGGCCGGUCUGACAUCGAAUCAUUAUUUGACUUUAUAAAUGGCCCUCUAAGAAGAUAUACGCUAUGGUUCAUGGAUCAUAACAACUACGGCCUUGUUACGACGAGAAGCCAACGAGAGCUUGCACUUGGCUACGUGAUGGAUAAGUUCCGUUAUCCCCCGGCUUAUCCUAAUGGUCUCCCUUCCCUUGGUGCACUCGUAAGUCACUCAUCUUUCAGUGAGGCUGUUCAAAAAAGCGAUUCCCACACCCUGCAUUCAUGUAACUCCUCUUCUGAAGAGCAUCUGAAGUCGACCUGGGCAGGUAAUGAUCAAUGACGGUUGGUUAUUAUAGCGUGUUUGGUGCACUAAAGGUGAUAACUUUAGGCAAAGGCGCACACGAGCCAAAGGCCCAAACGGCCGGAUCUUAUCCCAGUUCGUUAACAUGAAGCAUGUUUUGGACUAUUGCUAAUCCCCCCUGGACGGGAUGCUAGUUCAUCGCAGGGUUACCCCAAAGCGGUUUGUCGCCGGUACCCAUUAAUACACCUGGGUGAAGACAGACAAAGUGGAGUAAAGUUCCUUGUCUAACGCGACGAGUAAUACUUGAACCCCGGACCUCCAGAUCCGGAGUUCAAGGUGUUAACCACUCGGCAACACACGCCUCCAAAGGUGGGGAUGGGGUACUUAGACCGCUUAGGGUUGUCCAUUCUUUUUGAUAUGAGUGGCGUAUAUCACACUAUCAAAAAACGGCAGCAUCGCAUUCCAAUCUGACCCCUUGGUAUGUCUGAGUUUGUAAGGUAUUUCACAAUAUUGGUAUAGUGGGUAGUAGGACCGACGAACGCACAUACAUCGUUUGUUCACUCAACAACCGAAAAUUCGCGGAAGCCGACACCAGAUACUCUUGCUUAUGGUGCUCUAAGCGCGCUUUUCUACUAUAUGAUAUUCACAAUAUAUAAAUUAUUAUUAUUAUUAUUAUUAUUAUUUGUUAUCGUUGUUAUCGUUCUGACAAUGUACUUGACUUGGCAAUGCUACCAUUUUUUUACAGCCUACAAUAGUGAAACACAAGUGAGGCAAUCAUUUUACCCAAGCGCCUCCGCGAACGAGCUGAAGGUACAUGGUCACCAGGCCCUUUUCUUUCCCGCGAAAAAAGUUAGGUCAUGUGAAGCCCACAGGCCAGCGGCAAAGAGUUACGAGAUUUUCAUGCCGCAGUUGAAGAGACGGGGAACACUUGUCCAGGAGAAACAGGUCAAGAUAAAAGGGCUUAAGUUGGACAGGUGAGGCACUAGCUAGUGUAAUAACAGUAAGGCUUGGAACUCGUGAUCAUAUUAGAAUUUGUAAAUAGGUGUUCUCGUAGAAGGAGAAAAUAUAACCAAGGAACCACUCUAAAAAUUUGGGCAGAAAAGUUAACAAAUUCAACUAAGAUGCAUAGAAUCUUCGAAACUGGCGCUGCAAGUAAGUGAGAGACGAGGGCAAGUGUGUGAAUAACCUUUUCACAGGUUUCGACUUGAGGAAAGCCUGGUAACAGGGAAUAACAGAACUGUUUUUACAUCCGGGCUUCUCGAUAUGUCUGGUAUUUACGGAUUUCCAGUCCUUACUGGUUUUCCUCGAUUCUUGCACGGCGCGCAGGGCCUGGGAAAGAAGAUAGGAAUUCCAGCAGCCGAUCCGAAGAAGCAUGGAUCAUUUGUAAGAGAAAAUAACACCUUAUAGAUGCAAUUCUUAAAUUACCAACUCUGGUCACCAUAGCAAUGAUUUUCUUGGCCUUGGUCACAGAUCCCACAGCUUAAUUAGCAUUGACAUUAGAGAGAUUACGAAUCACGUUUACGGCAAACGGCAACUGUCAAAUUCAAGCUGACGAUUUCUCAACAUAGAAAAAAAACAGAUGAAAACUGUACAGACUCAUUUUUAUGGAUAAAACUCGCGAAAUAUUUUGGUACAUAUAUUAAAGAGUGAAAGCCAAGUAAAGGGAAAAUUGUAAUAUACAGAUUGACGUUUGCCGAUUGCAUGUUGGUCGCCAAUACACCUUAGGCGUUGCUAAAGCGAAUAUCUCUCCGUCUGCAACGGAAAUGAUAAUUACUGUUAUAAAAAAAUGGUUUGAGUAAGGUUUAAUUCGGUCUGUAAUCAUACGAGUGAUUAGUGAGCUUACGCAAUAGGACGGCAGAAAGGAGAAGACGGCAAACGCGGUGUUCACCUUCCUUUAUUUAAAGAGAUCUUUUUCCGCUCUGUCACGUUACGUUCAUAGUUUUAAAAUUCAGUACUUAAAUCCACACAUCUUGAGAAGAUAUAACUAACCACCGAGUAGUGAUAGACGUGAUAGACGUUUUCUUUGAUGUUCAAACACCGAGAAAUUGUUACAUAUGCACAAGGGUGUUUAAUGUGAUAUCCAAACACUGAAAAGUAAUAUAUCAAGCACGAGAAAGAGUGAUUCAUCUGAUGUCCAAACACCGAGAAGUAAUAUAUCAAACACGAGAAAGAGUGAUUCAUCUGAUAUCCAAACACCGAGAAGUAAUAUAUCAAACACGAGAACGGAGUGAUUCAUCUGAUAUCUAAACACCGGAAGUGACUGACAGACACAAGGAAGAGUUAUUUUAGUUGAUACAUCAAAUAGGAGAAAAAAAUUGAUAACAUAAUUCUUUGUUCAGAGUCAAAAUUUUUACCCACCGUUCGGAUAUAUUUACAUAAUUAUCAAAUACCUGAAAUUUGCAAAAAAAUUCUUAGAUUACAGGAACAUAACAUAACAUACAGCUUAUAAUUCAAAUUAUGAAACAUAGUUAAUAUUCACUUCGUUUGUUUGUUUUUUGCGGUUUUUGCCUCUUGUCUUUGUCUUUGCUAACAUUUUUUUCCUGUCAUGUUUUCAGAUCGAUAUUGAACCAUUCACAGGAACAGCCCUUCAAGCUGUCUUUCGGUUCCAGAUCAGCGCGGUAGUCAAUAGCGGCGUGAUAUUGAGUCAAUUUCAGCCCAGACCAUAUAAUGUAAGCUACGUGGACGACAAUGCACCUUUUUACGAAAAAGUUAUUCCAUUGUUUUGGAUCGAAACCUCCCAGGUCGUCAAUGAGAAACAAGCAAGAUUAUUCAGAUCUGAGGUAUAA